Ostreococcus lucimarinus CCE9901 is the source of this 2865-nucleotide messenger RNA. RefSeq lists its product with no specific name. The record is from RefSeq and is a predicted model, not a curated record. The coding region runs from base 1 to 2865 and encodes 954 amino acids. NCBI's taxonomy places the organism in Eukaryota, Viridiplantae, Chlorophyta, Mamiellophyceae, Mamiellales, Bathycoccaceae. The transcript has a single exon.
AUGUCUCGAGGGGGACAACGCUCGGCGUCGACGUUUGACGACCCGGGGACGUCGCUGAGCGACGCUCGCGGACGAGGAAGCGCGCACGAUGGGUCUCGAAACGCCUCAGGGUCGCUGCGCGCGACGAAUGGGAGCAGGAGCGCGAAUGGAUCGGACACGGCGAGCCGAACGGUGAACGGCGGCGGCGCGAACGCGGCGCUCGAACUGGCGGCGACGACGUGCGAUGAGUUGGCGCGCGUGCUCGAGUCGCGACGGUACGGACGAGAGAGUGCGAAUUUAGGCAGCGAAGCGAUGAAGACGAUCGAGACGAUCGAGCGCGUGUUGAAGCGAAAUAGAGAAAAUUUGAGGGAAUUUUUCAGCGCGUGUUUUCAGCCAAUUUUGUGUCGGUUGUUUUCGUUCGACGGAUCAUCCAGUGAGGGGUGGAUGAACGCCGCGUUCACCACCGGAAGCGAGAGAGAUGUGAAAGACUUGUUGGAUUUCUUAUCUCCGGAGGGAUCGUUGAUCCGAGCGAUGUUGAUCGCAGAUUCGGACAAGUUGGUGCAGUUCGCGUUUCCGCUCGAUCGUCUGCCGGAACGAACACAAAGAAUGUUACAGACGGAAAGCGGAGCGAUGGCGCUGAACCGAUCACCCCCAUACGCUGGUUGCAUUAAACGAGACAGUGUGGGGAAGUAUCAGGUGCAUUUGGGGCUGUAUCAUUACUUCAUGUUUUGGACGGCAUAUUUCGCGAUGCGACCGGGGGGAAGACGAGGGUCGUCGUCAUCGUCGCUUUAUUCUGCGGGACAAAGUCCGUCUUACAAGAGUGGAAGUGGUCCUUUCGGUGGCACUGGAUCUCCAAUCAGUAGUGGUGCUGCGUUUCUCGGUGGGCAGUGGCCAUCGACGCCGUCUUUGAUGCAACGCGCGCCGUCGAAGCGCGUGCAUCCGUAUCGCGAGUUGUUACUCUCGCACUUGAAAUUCUUUCUUCCGCGCGAGGAGACGGGAAAGAGUUGGGGCGGUGGCGGUAAAAGUGGUGAUGAUAAGGCGAAUGCGGUGCAAGCUGAGUUUCUGGUGAGCAUUUUGAGCGAAUUUUGGAUGCCCGUGGAGGAGGCGCGGGGGCCGCAGUCGGGCGACGGCGCUCGAGGCGCGACCGGAUCGCCGUUUCGAAGCUCGUUCCCAGCCAUGGGUCGCGUCGUCGACGCUGCUAUGCGCCAGGCAAACAUGAGCCCAGUGCGUUCGAGCGGCGAUGCGCACCGACGAGACGGCACGCGCAGGUAUGCGUACAACCCACCCGCGGUGGAUCACGUCAACGCGGUGACACUCUUGAUUACGUACUUGUUUGCCGAACUUCCAGAUCGUCGACCGGAGAACUUAGAGGCGAUGAAAACCAUCGAGCGCGCGCGUGAGAUGAUCCAACGCCCGCUGUAUUGCUUUUUACGCGAUGCCUUUACGCAGUGGCCGACUGAAAGCUCGACAAAUACGGAACCCAUGGUGACGCUUUGGGUGGCGUAUUUUGCGCCGUGGUGCGCCAAAUAUCCGCAGAGUCAGACGAAGUCGUCGUCGAGCGGAUCGAAGCGCUCAGGAUCACCGCGCGCCAUGCUUACUUCUCCACUCAAAUCUAGCGGUAGUGGAUCUUCAUCAAAGGUGGCGGGGUACGACGACGCGUUGCUCUCGCGCGGAAAAGAGUUCAAGUUUGACGAUCAAGUUGUCGACACUCCUGGGGUGUUUUCCCACGUUCGUCACGUGUUGAAGAGCAUUCCGUUCUACCAUGAACUGAUGAAGCAUUUCUUAGAACUGUGCUGUAAGCGCGUGCCGCUCGACGCCGAGGGCACGGCGACCGUGUUGCUGGCGGCUUUGGAACCGCUCGCGGCGGCGCCAAAGUUGUUGAAGAUCUUACAAGACGUUGAAGACGGCUACGCCGAGUUUGUUCUGGACCCAUUCAAGGGAACUCUGAAAACUAUGCAAGCGCGAGAAGAUUUAGCGGCGAACGCGGAAUCAUACUACCCUCUCAUUCGCUCUCAGCUCCAAGAAUGGGAACCCGACGUCGACCCCGUGACGCUUGGCGACACGCUUCCGGGAACGCCCGGGUCCGCGGUGAAGAGCUCGCCGCUGAGCAAGUGGCACGGUGCUGCUGCACGCCUAGCGGCAAACAAAUCAUUCGAAUCGGACAAAGCCAAUGGGGGAAGUUCCAAGCAUUUGCGCAUGUUCACACCGGAGACCGACGGGUUGGCGCAAGUUGCCAUCGCGCUCAUUCAUCGCCUCGAGCGCGACGCAACGCAAGUGCCUACGUCUCAUCCGCUUCGCAAGAAAGUGCCAGCAUUUCGAGCGGCCUCGUUCACGGUGUUUCGCUUGGAAAGAUUCCGCGAUACGCCGUACCUGAAGAGCCCAACGUCGACAAAGUACGUGGACACGGACGCGGGUGAGAAUCGUCAAGGAUGGUCAUCCGCGCGCACGAGCGCGAAAGAAAUGUACAAGGGUGAGUGGAUGCACAGACCGAUCGGUGGAAAUGAAAUUACUUUGCUCGUGAAAAUUUUGGUGCCCAUUUCGGUGUUCUUGAACAAAAAGCUCGGACUUGACGGCGUGGCCACGGAUGAGGGCGCGAACAAGCGACGAAUCGCGUACGCCGACGUGCGUUCGGCGGUGACGGAAUCGUGGGCACGCGCGCGGCGAACAUCGCGACGGGGCAACCCCGUUGUGGACUAUGUGUUCUCGAUUUUUGCCGUUUUAGAGGAGGUGACGCUCGGAUUGUGUCGUCGUAAAGGGUUGACCGUCAACUUGCGACCUUUUAGCGAGUAUCAAAUGCUCGCGCUCGCCUGGUGCGCCUACGUCGCGUUCUGGUUCGCGCGCGUGGUUUUGGCCGUGAUCACGAUGGAUUUUGACGAAGAUUACUGA